AUGUCUGAGUCGGAUGACAGCGAGGUUGCCCGCAACCAAGAGUCCUGGGAUGCGAUUGCUCACCUGGCCGAUAACCUCAAUCAGGACUGGCUUGAUCAGCACUACCUCGAUAUCGAUGAAUCCGCGUACAGUCAAGACUUGAACGAAGUCCUCGUUUCCACUGUAGGCGACCGCCAACGUCAGCCUCUGACAGAAUUCCGCUACUUUUGGAAACUUCCUAUCGAGCUGCGUCUCACCAUCUUCGGUUUAGCACUCCCUCGGCGAGUCCACUGCAUCAGAUCGCUGCGUGUCUACACGACCUACCCCACAGCUUUCCCCUCGGUCGGUAUACCGACGCUUGCCCGGGCAUACCAGGAGUGGUGGAAUGCCUCGAUACACCGAGGAUACGGGUAUCGUUUCGAGAACCAGCUUCGCGAGUCAGUGCGGUUGGAAUGGUUUGACCGCUACAACGACCUAAUUUAUAUACAAAGCCUCCGCGUCUUCAAUGCCUGGAAGGGAUGGUCAACGAUGUUGUGUAGUGCCACCACGGUCUUUAACGUCCUCGAGGUGGUUGAAGAUCGAUGGCGAGGCGCAGCGACUAGUGACAUCUUUACAAGUCUGAGCAGAACGAGUAUCUUCGACAGAUCCAAGACCUUUCUCCUGUCCAUGCUGACGGUUGAGUGCGGCGACGACCUCGCCAUAUACGGCGACAACACGACCGCUAUGGUGGACCUGGACGAUGAGAAUCUCCCACGCAUGCUCAAGUCAGUCUACGACAAUGUGAGGUCCUGCAAGCCGGCGAAUGUGCCGCAUAAGAGACCCUCGCUGUUGCUAAAGCACCUUCGGAAGGAAUGGGAUGCGGGUUUGAAGAGACUCUCGGAAGAGCAGUGGUUGCAAAGCCGCCUCGAUGUUACAGCCCCCAAGGACCCGACAAUGUACACCAAGGAGCGGUUCGGGUACAAGAAUCGUCGCUUCAUGCUGGAUCGGAACCAUAGCGCGGUUGAAAAGUUGGUGCGCGCCAUGCCAGAGAUGCGACCGGUCAUCGUGUUCGAGAAGAGAUGGCCCUGCUUCGACCUGACCAUGCUUCAAGACCAUGGCAGCGCAGCACAUCUGCGUGAACCCUCCGAGGCCAUUUGGGCCGAUGGCAGAAGCAUGGACGGGCUGGAGUCCAUCUCGAACAGGAGAGGCAUGGUACUAAGUUACGAGUUUCUUGUGGACCGCCAGACGCGCUAUGGUCCUUUGCCUGCGCCGCCUCCUGCCCAAAGUAGUAGUGGAUGA
Messenger RNA from Anthostomella pinea, 1257 nucleotides. The record is from the annotation of a GenBank genome assembly. Lineage: Eukaryota; Fungi; Ascomycota; Sordariomycetes; Xylariales; Xylariaceae.